Molecule: messenger RNA, 585 nt
Organism: Vicia villosa (hairy vetch)
Lineage: Eukaryota; Viridiplantae; Streptophyta; Magnoliopsida; Fabales; Fabaceae
Exons: 1
Coding region: 1-585 (194 amino acids)
Molecular function (GO): nucleic acid binding; RNA-DNA hybrid ribonuclease activity
Source: RefSeq, a predicted model, not a curated record
AUGUAUCCGAAGGUCAAAGAUUAUGAAGAACCACUACCAAAAGAAGCACUAGAAAUUGGAUCUAAAUGGAAGUUGAUAUUUGACGGUGUUGUUAAUGCUUAUAGUAAAGGAAUUUGGGCAAUCAUUGUCACGCCACAUGGCUCACAUAUCCCUUUCACUGCACGACUGACAUUUGAGUGUACCAAUAACAUGGCAAAAUAUGAAGCCUGCAUCACAGGACUCGAGGAAGCUAUGAACCUCAGAAUCAAAUUCCUUGACGUGUAUAGAGAUUCAGCUCUUGUAAUCAAUGAAAUUAAAGGAGAAUGGGACAUUGAGCAUCCUGGUUUACUCCCAUACAAAGAUUAUGCAAGGAGUUUUCUACCCUUCUUCGACAAAGUUGAAUUCUAUCACAUACCUCAGGAUGAAAAUCAGAUGGCAGACACUUUGGCUACCUUGGCUUCCAUGUAUAAAGUAAAUUUUCCCAAUGAGAUGCCUCAUAUCAAAAUCAUGCAUUUGGAUAGGCUUGUCCAUGUGUUUGCGGUGGAAGAGGUCAACAAUGACAAUCCCUGGUUUCAUGACAUCAGAAUAUUCCUCCAGAGUCAGUAG